UCAAACUUAUAACAGCAUCCGUUCUAAUGCAAUAUAAGGAACAUACUUCUUUUUUUUUUAAAAAAAAAAUACGAUCCUUUAUAUCCAGAAGGACAUAAACUGUACCUGUAGGCUACAUAUUACAUAUUGUAAUGGUCACACACCCCUAUAUCAUUAGUAAUCAGACUAUUUCGUCAGAAAGCAAGCUCGAAGAUGGCUCCUAAAACAAAAACAAGUCAGCGUGGGGAAGAUUUGAAACAAGAAGAUGUUUUACAAGCUGUUGUUAUAGCCGAUAGCUUUAAUAUUAGAUUUGGUCCUUUAACACAGAAAAAACCAAGGGCAUUGUUACCUCUAGUCAAUGUACCAGUGAUAGAUUAUACUUUGAAUUUCCUGGCAGCUGCUGGUAUACAAGAAGUUUUUGUUGUCUGUUGUCAUCUAGCAGACCAAAUCAGAACUCAUUUAAAAAAUUCAAAAUGGAGCGAAGCAAGUUCUACGAUGACAGUAACACCUGUGUUAUCAGAUGGUUGUUUAUCAGUGGGAGAUGCAUUACGUGAAAUCGAUUCUAAAGCUCUUAUCAGAAGUGAUUUUAUCUUGAUUACUGGCGAUGUUGUUUCAAACAUUGCUGUACAAGAUAUCAUGGCAAUACACAAGAAGAGAAGAGAAAAAGAUAAAUCAUCUCUGAUGACGAUGAUUUAUAAAAAAGCUCCCAUUGGUCAUUCGACCAGGUGUCCUGAAGAUGAUGUAGUUCUGGCUGUAUCUACACAAUCAGAACAAGUUCUUCACUAUCAAAAAACUAGACAAGAAAAACGACUAGACAUGCCAGUGGAAAUCUUGUUAGAUAAUACAGAUGUCGAGAUACGUUAUGAUUUAAUGGAUUGUCAGAUAUCUAUAUGUACACCUCUUGUACCUCAGCUAUACACAGAUAACUUUGAUUAUCAAACUAGAGAAGAUUUUGUUAAAGGAAUACUUAUUAAUGAAGAGAUUUUAGGUAAUACAAUACAUUUACAUGUUGUAAAAGAUGAAUAUGCAGCUAGAGUAUCUAAUUUACAGAUGUACGAUGCUGUGAGUAAAGACAUCAUAAGACGAUGGACAUUCCCCAUGGUACCAGAUCAGAAUUUUAUAUCUACAGACAAGCAGAGAAUUUCUUAUGGUCGACAUAAUAUUUACCUUAGUGAAAAUGUCUCUUUAGAAAGAGGAUGUGUAUUAGAAGAAAAUGUUGUGAUAGGGUCAAAUACUGUAGUGGGUAGUAACACAUUUAUAAUUGAUUCGGUUAUUGGUAAAAAUUGUAUUAUAGGAGAGAAUGUAAAGAUUAAAGGAGGUUAUUUAUGGGAUGGUGUUAAGGUAGAAGAUCAUUGUAUGAUAGAUACAGCAGUCUUAGCUUCUGGUGUUAUUGUAUAUAAAAAUACUACUGUUAAUACUGGUAGUGUAUUGGCCUGGGAUGUGAAAGUUGGUCCUGAUAUAGUUCUACCCCAGCUUGUUUUGUUAAUGUCAGAACCACAGAAAGAUGAAUUUGAUUCUGAUACAGAGGAACCAAUUCCAGAAGUCACACCUAUAUUUGGUUCAAAAAGUAAAGCGUUUGAAUAUAGAGCAUCUUGUGGUAGUGAUGAUGAUGAGGAAGAUGAUGGAUUAAUACAAGAUACAUGGGGAUUAAAGAUAUUAUCAGAUGAUGAAGAUUAUGAUGAUAUAUAUACUACAGACAGUGAUGAUGAUUUAGAUGUUGAUGAUGGUGUGGAUGAAGCAGAUAUUGAACUUGGAGAUGUAGAUGAACAUGAUGUAGUUAUGUUUUAUUCAGAACUAAUUGACACUUUAAAAAGAGCUAAAGAAGAGAAUAUAGGAAAAGACAAUGUUAUAUUAGAGAUUAACUCAUUAAAGCAUGCCUAUAAUAUAUGUAUUAAUGAUGUACAUAGAAUGGUUGUCAAGGCAGUUAUUGAUUUACCUUUACUAAUAUCAAAAGAUAUAGAAGCAACUCAAGUUAUAAAUAUACUUAAACCACAACUUGCAGCACAGAAACCUUUAUUAUUGAAUUAUAUUAAAAGUCCAGAAGCUCAACUUGAUUGUUUAAAUGCACUGGAGGGAUUCUCAGAAGAAAAUAAAUUGGUUAAAAGUGCAUUGAUUAAAAUCAUUCAUUAUUUUUAUAAUGAAGAUAUGUUAGAUGAACAAGUUAUAUUUAAAUGGUAUAAAAAGGAACCACAUCCUGAUAAUAUAACGUCACAUACUGCUGUCAGAAAACAGGUGGCUCCAUUUAUAAAGUGGUUACAGGAUGCAGAAGAGGAAUCGUCAGAUGAUUAAUGUUAUAAAAUAAAACUCUCUAUAAAAAUAUCAAAA
Molecule: messenger RNA, 2304 nt
Organism: Patella vulgata (common limpet)
Lineage: Eukaryota; Metazoa; Mollusca; Gastropoda; Patellidae
Product: translation initiation factor eIF-2B subunit epsilon
Exons: 16
Coding region: 193-2268 (691 amino acids)
Biological process (GO): biosynthetic process
Cellular component (GO): eukaryotic translation initiation factor 2B complex
Molecular function (GO): guanyl-nucleotide exchange factor activity; translation initiation factor activity; translation initiation factor binding
Source: RefSeq, a predicted model, not a curated record